Alternaria ventricosa is the source of this 2277-nucleotide messenger RNA. RefSeq lists its product as uncharacterized. The record is from RefSeq and is a predicted model, not a curated record. Bases 1 to 2277 code for a protein of 758 amino acids. The transcript has 2 exons. NCBI's taxonomy places the organism in Eukaryota, Fungi, Ascomycota, Dothideomycetes, Pleosporales, Pleosporaceae.
AUGUUUGAUAACAAUGAAUUCCAUUCCGCGCUACGACUCGUUGCGAUCACGUUCGUGCGAUACGUGAACUAUCUCUUUGUUGCAGAUAAAGCCCCCGAGUAUCAGAAAGUACCGAAAGUUGACAUAAUGGGACAAAGCAAAGGCUGUGACCUUGAAAACAGACACAUCGCCGUUGCCGUCCUCGAGACUCGAAAGACUCGUCGCCAUACACAAUUAACCCCACACAACUUCAGAACGCGACUCCAAGAAGUGCUUGACGCGAUGGCUUCGCCUGAGCCCCGAAGGAGCGCAAGGUUAACGGAGAAGGCGACUGCCGAAGCUGCGGCUGCGGCCACAACUCCGCAAGUUUUACUCGUUAAUCCCACUCUCCGAGAAAAUUGGUCCAACCCAUCUACGCCGGCAGAGUUCAAUGCAUGGAUGGUCGAAACCAAGGCUGCGCUGCUGAAAUGGCUGAAUGAAGCCGUUGCGCAGGCUCGAGAUCCAGACAUUAGGGACAAGAUCGACGAAUACGAGAAAGAAGCUUGGGACAGAUGGCAACCGUUUGAACAAGAGACUGAUGUAGAGACGGGGGAGAUCCAUGAUCCUGUACAUCGGGCGGUGAUGGAAGAAUCUGUGAUUGCGGAGAGGAAGAAUUGCUCAGAACUACACAAGAAGCAUGAGACGUGGAGGAAGUUUGUUGAAUAUCGACACGCGCUACAAGCGUGGGAAGACUUUUUAUACUACCAAAACGUGUGGAAUAGGAGAUACUACGUACCCGGCAAGAUAUACUCGGAGGUUCCAACUAGCAAAAAGGGCCCCGUUUCACUAGAGACACCGAACGAAGGAGCUAGAGGAGAAAGCGAAAAGCCAGGAGAAAAGGCUCCCAAAAAGGCUAAAGGCAAAGCCAAAGCCAAAGAUGCCCCCGUGGGUACUCCGGAUCAAGAAAGCACGAACCGAACAGACAUCGAAUACCACAACCAGCCCUUCCAAGGUAUCUACAACGGUUGGAUGUGGAACAUGAUCGCCCUGUACCAGCAGGCUCGUCUCGGGUAUCGUAAGCGCAUCCCCGCCGUCGUUGCCCCUCAGGAUGCGCAUCGAUAUAGCCAGCCGCCUCGUGGUACCAUACCACAAACCACACCAAGCUACGAACAUCGCCAUCGCCACCUCGAAGAGCGAUUUCCCCGCAGAAAAAGGAAGCAGAUCGAUACCAACGAAGUCGAAGAACGGUGUCGCAGAAAAGCCGAGCGUAAGCUCGAUAUCCGACUCGAAAGAGCCCGUAGGAUGCAGCCGAUAACAUGGAGCAUCGACGAGACGGCGUACGAGGAAAUGAAAGCGGAGAAAGAAACCGAAUACAGCAAAAACCCACUGACCAUGAACCUCCUCCCAGCCGACCACAAAACCCACCACGGCAGUCUAGAAACAAGUUUCAACUGGCCCACAUCCUUCGACACCCCCGUCUCCACCAUCCUCAAGACCACUAAAACGCGAGACCACGUCUACGAACCACUCAGCGACCCCGAGCACGACCCCUCCGACCCCAAAAGCAGAAAAAGGUUCCUGGGCUACAAGAAAGACAAAAACGGAGAGCGUAUCAAGAAGAUCGACAAAAGACCACACUACCAGCGCGAAAUCCAUAUGCGCGAAGGCCUCGUUUUCGAACACGAAAUGCGCGCCGAUGGAACAGUAGAAGGGCGAAACCGCACCGGCGAGUGGAUGGGAGAUUGGGUACCGGGCCGGAUAGCUACACCCGUUUGGGUUUACGAUGGAGACGGUGGGCGUGUCCUUUUACCGCCGCGAUAUGAAUCGAGGAAUAGAUUUUCUACUUUCCUGGUCAAGGAAUCGCAUGUUAGGGAGACGCGGCGCCAGCGCCAUCAAAAUGCAGAAAGGGAGUAUGAGUUAUCGGAUGACGAGGAGGAGGGUUGUGUAAACUCGAAUGCCAAUUUCGAGAGAUCGGGGAAUGUGAAUCCGGAGCAACUGGGUAAUCCUUGGGCUUCCAACCUUGAUAGCGACGGAGAAGGGGGAGAAGGGGAAGGUGUUGGUUAUCCCGGUGAUAGCGAUGACGAUGAUAGCGACGAUGACGGCGAUUUGUUUGCGGAGUCGUAUAGGGAGUGCUCGGAGAGUUCGGCGACGAGACAAGCGCGGUUGUUGCUGGAGGGUUUGCGGGAGAGGUUUGGUGUGCUUGAGAGCUGGACUGUGAAAACUGUUAGGGAUUUGCAACGGGAGGGUAAUGAUGGUUCCUUGGAUGUUGGAGAUGAAGAGAUUAUAGAUUGGUACAAGAGCGAGACGGAGAUGCCGUAG